Anopheles stephensi (Asian malaria mosquito) is the source of this 1676-nucleotide messenger RNA. It is a transcript of the gene nSMase, whose product is annotated as putative neutral sphingomyelinase. The record is from RefSeq and is a predicted model, not a curated record. The transcript is spliced from 4 exons. Gene Ontology annotation, cellular component: cytoplasm. Bases 203 to 1468 code for a protein of 421 amino acids. Lineage: Eukaryota; Metazoa; Arthropoda; Insecta; Diptera; Culicidae. Gene Ontology annotation, molecular function: sphingomyelin phosphodiesterase activity.
CGAAUAUGCCGAAGUUUGACAGCUCGGCUCGUGUGCUAUCUCUUUCGCCGCGUUCCAAAACAAAACAUUGCCAAUUCCUCCGGAGGAUGUGCGAUUGUUGCGUGGCUGUGGUGUAUUGUUUUCGGGUGGAAAAGGUUUUACUUUAAAUUUUCUGUGUUUUUAACUGUUUAGCUCUAAGAUAGUGGAAAUUCAGGUCAGGAAAAUGGCGAUGGAGCUAAGCAUUUUAACGCUCAACAUUUGGGGCAUACCGUACGUGUCCAAGGAUCGGGAGGUGCGCGUGAAAGCUAUCGGGGAUGUACUGGCCAGCGGUAACUACGAUAUCGUUUCGCUGCAGGAAGUCUGGUCCGAUAGUGACUAUCAGUAUUUGAGACAGCGGGUGGAAAAUGUGCUUCCCUUUUGCCACUAUUUCUACAGCGGUGUCGUCGGUUCAGGGUUAGCGAUUCUCUCGCGCUACCCGAUUGUGUCGGCUUUCUUCCACGCCUGGUCAGUGAAUGGCUACAUGCAUCGCAUCCAGCACGGCGACUGGUUCGGUGGGAAAGGGGUCGGCAUGGCAAAGAUCUCCGUAAACGAUCAGCUGGUGCAUGUGUACGUUGCUCAUCUUCACGCGGAAUACAACCGACAGUGUGACGACUACAUGGCGCAUCGCGUAAUACAAGCGCACGAUACGGCACAGUUCAUCGAAAGCACACGCGGCCAGUCGGUGCUGCAGGUACUGGCCGGCGAUCUGAACACAGAACCGGGCGAUCUUGCUUACCGGGUGCUGGUGACAUGCUCCAAGCUGAAGGAUUCGUACGACCGCAAAGCGAUCGGGAGUGCUAUUGGCACGAACGAAUGCCACACCAACAGCUACACCGAUCCGACGGCAGCCAAGCAACAGCCCAAUGGGAAACGGAUCGACUAUGUAAUGUACCGGAUAGGGGACAACUUCGAAGGACGACUGUUGGAGCAUCGCCUACCGCUACCGGGACGUGUCCCGGGGCAAUCGUUCAGCUACUCCGACCACGAGGCGGUGUACGCCAAGCUGAUUCUCAAAAAAAGUUCUUCCACGUCCACCAUCCAAAAUCUGAUCGCCUGCAACAGCAGCAAGGAGGAAAGCUGUGAUCGGCUGUCGCGGGAAGAAUCGCAACGGGAUGCGGUGCUGGCGCUGCGCGAAAGUGUGGCCAUCUGUAACGAAAGCCUCAAGCAGCUAGAGUCACACCGCCGCAGCUACACACUGAUGGCGAUCGGGGUGAUCAUUGUGCUGAUCAACCUGCUCGAACUGCAGGCACCGUACGGGCUGAAGAUCGCCUUUUUGGUGCUGAAAUUCUUGCUCUGCGCCGUCAUCAUAUUCUUCGUCGUAAUGGCCACCAUCUGGAACGUGAUGGAAAAGCACGGCAUACUGGCGGGCAAGCUGUCGAUGGAAAUCGCCCUGCGAGGGUACAGCCUCGAUGGGUCGGCCGGGCACGGUGCGGCGGUGAGCGAAAAAUGAAAAGCUCGAUGGUGCAUUUUUCCCGCAAAAUUCCAUUUCGCGUUUGACCUUGCACGUUGGUUGAGCGCAACGGUUUCGAUGCUGUAACGCGUACACCAGACCCAUCGCACACUCCGGCAAAUAGUUUGUUUUUAAGCAGGAUGAUAUAGAAACAACAUUCCCCGAAAUAGAAGCCCUCCCGCAUGCUGCGCAUGCAUGGGAAAAAACA